AUGAUAACGAACAAACACAUAAUUAAACGUGAAGAUGAGGAGAAAAAUAUAAAGAGAUAUAGUAACAAUGACAUUUUAAAUAAUUAUAACAAAAAUAUGGAACAAAAUUCACUAAAAAAUAUAAAUUUAAAAAUUACAGAUGAAGAAAUAAAACUACAUUUAAAAAUUAUAGAGUCAUUAUAUCCUAAUUUUAAAUUACAAAUUGGAAAAUUAAUUAAUGGGAGUUAUAACAUUUUUACAAAGUUUUUAGUACAAUCUCAUUUAGAUGAUUUUAAUUCUUUUAUAAAUGUAUAUAUAAAAAAUAUGCCUGAAUCAAUACCUGCAAUAGAAUUUUCACCACAGAUGAAUAAUUAUUCUGUUUUAAAUGCUUAUAGAAAUUCAUCUAAAUAUGUUAAAUUUUAUGUUAGUGAUAUAGAAAUAAGAAAUCCAUUAAUUAAAAAUGAAAAAGGAGAAUUAAGAAAUGAUUAUCCAUAUUUAUGUAAAUUAUCCUCAAGAAAUUAUGAAGGAGAAAUUUUUAUAAAAAUAAACAAGCAAUAUAAUGAUGAAAUAACUAGUACUGUUGUUAGUGCUGGCCACAUUCCUAUUAUGGUUUUAUCAGAUCUUUGUAAUUUGAGUAAUUUAAGUAAAAAAGAAUUGAUUAAAAAAGGAGAAGAUGAAAAUUUAUUAGGUGGAUUCUUUAUUAUAUCAGGACAUCUGAAAGUUAUUAGAUAUGUAAUUUAUCCGAAGUAUAACACAUUACUUCUUAAUGAGGAAAAUAAAGUUCACAUUAAUUGUUUAUUAAAUGAUAACACAGUUUUUAUUAAUUUUUUAACAUAUUCAAAAUAUAAUUUUUACUCAUAUGGAGUUAAAUUUCAAAAUUCAGUAAUUACUAUACCCUUUCAUAUUUUAAUAGUACUAUUAAGUCCAAUAAAAAAAAAGAAUUACAUAUUUAAUAAAAUAAAAAUAGGAAUAAAAAAUGAAAAUGCAAUUAAAUAUAUAGAGCAAUUUAUCAAUUCUAUAUUCAUAAAAAAUGACAUUAAUGAAAAAGAAAUAUUUGAAGAAUGCAAUUUAAGUUAUCUAGGUAGAAAUUCCUAUUUUAGAAGAGGAAUUUUUAGGAUUUAUCAAGUAUCUCAUGAAAAAAAAGGAAAAUAUAUUUUGAAAUAUUGUGUACUUCCUCAUAUACAAAAUAACACAGAAAAAUUUGAAACAUUGUGUUUGAUGUUUAAAAAAUUAGUUUUAAGUAAAUUUAAAUUAAUUAAUUGUGCAAAUAAAGACUCUUUAGAAUAUCAUGCUGUUACUACAUGUAGUCAUUUAUUAGCAAAUUUGUUGAAAGAUCAAAUAAUGACUGCUCUAAGUCGUUUUCAUUAUCAAUAUUCUAGGUCUUUUUAUAAAUUAUUAGAAAAAAAAUAUGAUAUAUUUAAAAUAAGUGUAAAACAAAUAUAUUUAAGAUAUAAAGAAAUGAUAUUAAAUGAAAUAAAAGAAGAUCAUUUAAAUCAAAUUCCUUUAGAAGAUACUAGCAAAGAUAAAAACCUGAAUGAUCAAGGUGAUUCGAAUGUAUUAAGAUAUAAAAAUGAAUCAAAGAGAAAAUUGAGAUCAAUUUUCAUUGAUGAAAAAGAAAAAUUAUUUACAACUGUAGAAAGUUAUAUAGAAGAACUGUUUAAUGAUAAUACUAUGUUCAUAGAAAAAGUUAAGGCUUUUUCAACGAUAAGUUUAGCAAUAAUAUACUUUUUUAAAACAGGAAAUAUUUCUUCAGAUAAUUUACAUUAUCAGCAAAAAAGUGGAUGGGUUAUCUCAGCUGAUGAAAUUAACAACUUAAGGUUAUUAACAAAUUUUAGAGCUAUACAUAGAGGAUGCUUUUUUCAAGAUGUUAAGGUAUUAACACCUAGAAAAUUAUUAGGGGAAUCAUGGGGAUUUAUAUGCCCUGUUCAUACUCCUGACGGGUCUCCAUGUGGUUUGCUAAAUCAUCUUUCUCAAUUUUGUUAUAUUCAUAAUUUAGCUAGUAAUGAAUCACAUAAAUUGAAUAUAAAAUUGUAUCUAAAAAAAAUUGGUAUCAAUGUAAAUUUAGAUGAGACAAGUGGUAUACAAGUUGUUUUUGAAGACGAAAAUAUUCCCAUUAUUGUUGAUUCAAUUCCUAUUACCUAUAUUGGCUAUAAAGAUUUUAAAAGAACUGUUUAUAAAUUAAAAUAUGCAAAAAAUCAUAAUUUGUAUAAUUUAAAAUCAUAUUUUGAAAUAAAUGCAUAUCUUAAUGAAUCAUCUAUGAUGGAUUGUAUAUUAAUCAAUACAUUUCCAGGAAGAAUAAUUAGACCUUUAUUUAAUUUGAAAAUGAAAUCUAUUGAAUUCAUUUCUCCUUCAUAUCAGCCAUAUGUAUCUAUUGCUAUAAACUAUGAAGAUAUUAAAAAGAAUAAUAUAGCAAGAAAACUUUUAAAAAAAAGAGAAGAAAUUGUUAAUUCAAAAAAAAAAGAUGAGCAGAAGUUCACAUUAAAGCAACAGUAUUUAUUUCAUAUGAAUGAUAAAAGUGUUUCUUCAAAAAUUAAAAAUAAAUUGACUAAUUCAUCUAAUUACAUGUUAAAAAAGUCAAAUAUUAAUAAAAAAGUAUUAAAAAUGUUAACAGAAAAUUGUUAUACAAAGAAUACAGAUAGUUAUAUUAGUAGUUCUGAAUAUGAAACUAGCAGUAAUUCUUGUAUAGAUUCAGAAGAUAAUAAUAUAUCAUCGACAACCUAUAUAGACAGUGAUGAAAACAUAAACGUUGAUAUAUAUGAGCAAAUGCCUCAAAAAUUUGAAUAUAUGGAAUUAAAGGAAACAUCAUUUUUAUCUUUUUUAGCAUCUUUAACACCCUUUUCUGAUCAUAAUCAAAGCCCACGUAAUAUUUAUCAAUGUCAAAUGUUAAAACAGACAAUGGGAAUACAAAGUUUAAAUAUGUUAUAUACAUUCACAAAUAAAAUAUACAGAAUGAUAACUCCUCAACUUCCUUUAGUUGUAACAAGAGAUUAUGAAUUUUAUGGAGUGGAUAAUUAUCCUAGUGGAACAAAUGCAGUAGUCGCAAUCUUAUCCUAUACAGGUUAUGAUAUGGAAGAUGCUCUAAUAUUAAAUAAGGGAAGUGUAGACAGAGGUAUUUUUCAAACACAUAUAUAUAAAACAGAAUUAAUAGAUUUACAAAAAGUUGCAGGGUCAGGUGAUUUUGUAUUUGGAAAUAACAUUAAAUACACAAAUAGUUACAAAAACAAUAACAAUAAUUAUGAACACAUAGGUAAAAUGUUAAAUAAUGAUGGUUUACCUAGCAUACAGCAAAAAAUUAAAGAAUCUAGCCCCUUAUAUUCAUAUAUUAAUAAAAAAAAUGAAUUAACAACAUAUGAAAGUUUUAAAAGGCAUGGAGAAUAUUAUGUAGACUUUGUAAGUCUUGCAAAGAAUAAUUCUAAUCAAAUUGCAAUUGUCAAAUUACGAUCAACGAGAAAACCUCAAGUAGGAGAUAAAUUUGCAUCAAGACAUGGUCAAAAAGGAGUUGUUUCAAUGUUAUUUCCUCAUGAAGAUAUGCCUUUUUCAGAAAGUGGAAUAGUUCCUGAUGUCAUUUUCAAUCCUCAUGGUAUUCCUUCACGUAUGACUAUUGGAAUGCUUAUAGAAAGUAUCUGUGGAAAAGCUGCUUCUGUAUACGGUAAAAGAAUUGAUGCUACACCAUUUAGAAAAUAUACCAAACAGAAGAGCUUUAAUAAUCAAUGGAUUGAUAAUUGUGGUAUUAAGGGAUAUUUACAGGAAAGAAAUGAAAAGAAAAAUAUAUUUACAGAAAAAGAAGGAUAUGAAAACAUCUAUACUAUUCAAGAUAACCAUAAAAAGGAAAAAAAAAUUUCCUUCCAUACAACAUCAAAUGAGAAUCAAAAUAAUUCAGAUAACCUCAAUUAUCAACCAAACAAAAAAAAUAAAAAAAAUUCUGCUAUAACAUAUGAUGAUAAAAUUGAUUAUUUUGCAAAAUUGUUAUUAAAUAGGGGAUAUGAUUAUUAUGGAACGGAAUUAUUAUACAGUGGUAUUUAUGGAGUUCCAUUACAAGCACAUAUAUUUAUUGGUGUAAUUUAUUAUCAAAGAUUAAGACAUAUGGCUUAUGAUAAAGCUCAAGUAAGGAGAUUAGGACCUGUUUGUAAUUUAACACAUCAACCAUUAAAAGGUAAAAGAAAACAUGGAGGAAUAAGAUUAGGAGAAAUGGAAAGGGAUGGGAUUAUAUCUCAUGGUUGUAGUUUUGUUAUUAAUGAAAGAUUUUUAAUGAGCUCAGAUGGACAUGAAUGUUUUGUUUGUCCUAAAUGUGGAUUAAUAUUAUCACCUAUUUUACAAUUUAAUGUAAGUGGGAAAAUAAUGAAAGGUAGAUCUAUUGGAGGAAAAAAUAAAAUGGCUGUUUGUAAAUCAUGUAAUGUAUCUUGUAAAAUUAUUUAUAUUCCAUAUGUUAUACGUUAUUUAUUAAAUGAAUUAAUAUGCUUAAAUGUUACUAUAAGAUUAAAUAUAAAAUCAGUUGAAGAUAUGUUUAAUUUGAAGUAA
This is a messenger RNA of Plasmodium gallinaceum, 4497 nucleotides long. Its product is annotated as DNA-directed RNA polymerase I subunit RPA2, putative. The transcript has 2 exons. The record is from RefSeq and is a predicted model, not a curated record. Gene Ontology annotation, biological process: DNA-templated transcription. Lineage: Eukaryota; Apicomplexa; Aconoidasida; Haemosporida; Plasmodiidae. Bases 1 to 4497 code for a protein of 1498 amino acids. Gene Ontology annotation, molecular function: ribonucleoside binding; DNA binding; DNA-directed RNA polymerase activity. Gene Ontology annotation, cellular component: RNA polymerase I complex.